AUGUCAGGCGACGACGCAGAAUUGACCAAGUCGCUCAAUCAUCUCGACGUGAAGGACGCCCAGGACACCGACGCUUCGCGUACUCAUGACGAUGGCGAUCAUCGAGCACUGUCUUUUUCGUCUACACCCGGCUCGGUCGCGGCGGGUUCUGCGGGUGCGGAUAGGCUCACGGAGGUCACUCGGGACGUUGUAUCGUCUCCCCCCACCGAUCGAACCCCUGAUACUCUUCCCUCGUCCAUUCAUCCCGAUUUCUCCGUCCAGACGAACGACGACUUUCUGCUAGUCACCGACGACGACGUUGGCUUCUAUGUCAACAAAGAAUUCCUCCUAGAGCACUCUGAAUUCUUCCGCGACUUUGAAGACAUGGAUUCAGAUAUCAGACAAGACGAGGAUGCUUGGAAAGGUCGUACGCAAGCCGUGCGAAGAGAUAUGCCUGGGGCGCUGUCAAACGGCUUGCGGGUGGUGUUGCUCAAGGUGAAAGAGACAAAAUCCUGGCCUGACGCCUAUGAUAGGAAGCGAAGA
This is a messenger RNA of Cryptococcus wingfieldii CBS 7118, 522 nucleotides long. RefSeq lists its product as hypothetical. The transcript is spliced from 3 exons. The record is from RefSeq and is a predicted model, not a curated record. The annotation marks the transcript as partial. NCBI's taxonomy places the organism in Eukaryota, Fungi, Basidiomycota, Tremellomycetes, Tremellales, Cryptococcaceae.